AAGUAGAAUUCAGUUUGUGCCAAGACGCCUUAGAGUAAACAUUCACGAGCAAUUCCUACUCCAAAUCAAAUGUGUGGUGCGAUUCUUCUAUCGAAUAAAGUAGUUCCUGUCUUCAAUUAAAUUCAAGACUUAACUUGGACUAGUUAAUCUAGAUAGUACCUAUAAAGAUAAUCGAGACCUCUGGCUCCGGGCGUUUUGUAUACAAAGUGAUCUAUCUAUUAAUUGUCUUUUCGGUGCACGUGAUUCAUAUGGGCUUUGAUCGAAAAUUUUGAAAUGAAUUCCCAAAUAUUUUUAAAUAGUUCGAAUGUUGAAGGUCCGGUUUCGGCAGUGGCAAUAGCUGCAGCGAGUGAAAGUUUAUGGUCAUCUACUGCGUCGUCCUCCUUGGAGCACGUAGUCGCCUCGACGACAAUGCGUGCUCUUGUGCAGCGACGGUUUUCAAAAUCCGCCUUUGGAAUGGUCAUAGUGUUUUUGUUUUUCAUCCUUGGAGUAAUGGGUAAUUUUCUGGCAUUGGUGAUUCUAGCCCGGAAAAGGACUUCAAAAAACAGCAAAUACACACUUAUGUUAAGGUGCUUAGCUACCAAUAAUCUCAUCGGUCUUAUGGGCAUGCUAACACAGUUAAUCUUAAAGCUCUACCUUCCCGACCAGAUACUUGCUGAUUUAGUUCGUGUCCGCUGCAUAGGAUUGGUCGUUUGGCGAUUUUUCGGAUUAAGCUCCGGAUGCAUUGCGGCAGUUAUGGCACUCGAAAGGUGGAUGGCUUUGGCUAAACCAUUUAUUUACCACAAGCAUAUAACAUAUCAUGUUGUCCGAAAAACGAUACAUGUGUUGAUAGCAGUAGCCACGGUUAUAACAUUCCUACCAUUUGUGGGCUUUGGAGUUUACUUCAAUGAAAAGACACGUCAAUGCCAACGCUAUCGAGAGGCUGAGACGCUCUGGGAUAAGUCUUAUGCAGUUUUGUUUAUGGCUUUCGGGUCAUUGCUGUGCGUUGUGAUUGUGGCAUGUAACUUAUUUGUGACACGAGUUCUCUGUUUUAUUGGUCGUAGUAAGACACACUGCCAUACACGCAACUACAAAACCGUUAAUCAAGAAAAGGAUGCCGAUGUCAGUUCGGCACUUUAUCACUCCAAUAAUGUGGCCAAUGCUACUACAUCACCGGACGAGAUCAAAUUUGCCAAACUUAUGACAUUCCUGAGUAUAUCCUUUGUCAUUUGUUGGAUGCCUCAAAUGGUUUCUAUCGUAUUUGCACUCAAGGCAAAUCCAUUGCCAAAGGAUCACUGGUUUUUUGGCUUAGCCGACAUUCUUAUGGCAUUGCAUUUUACAUCAGAUCCAUAUGUCUAUGUUCUGAGCAGAACAAAACAGCCAGUUAUCAUGAGCUACGUUAAGCGUUGGCGGUGUGGUCUUAGGCGAUCGUUAAGCGAUCAAAGUCGAUUACGAACCGUUGACCAUACCACAGAGUAUAAUGUGUAGUUUAGCAUUUGCAUCCAGUUGUAUGUCAGUUGUAUGAAAUACAUUCGGUUAAUUAAACUUUUUCUUAAUUUGUACUCUUAACUUUUUCUUUAACAUUUCUUGGAAAUAUUAAUAAGAAAAAAGGAUAUAAUGUAUAUGUAUAGACUUUAAGCUUAUAAGAUUAUAUCAAAAACAAAUUAACUUAAAUGAGAUUUGAAGGAUAAAAAAAAACUAUUUUUGUGACUGCUCUUUUAAAUAUAUAAUAAUUUUAUGAUAUUAAAGCAAAUAAAGAUAUAUAUAUUUGUAAA
Molecule: messenger RNA, 1751 nt
Organism: Eupeodes corollae
Lineage: Eukaryota; Metazoa; Arthropoda; Insecta; Diptera; Syrphidae
Product: prostaglandin D2 receptor
Exons: 5
Coding region: 274-1464 (396 amino acids)
Biological process (GO): adenylate cyclase-activating G protein-coupled receptor signaling pathway; inflammatory response; positive regulation of cytosolic calcium ion concentration
Cellular component (GO): plasma membrane
Molecular function (GO): G protein-coupled receptor activity
Source: RefSeq, a predicted model, not a curated record